GGGGGGACAAACGUGGCUGCGAGUGUGUGUGUGUCUGUGUGUGUGUGUGUGAUGCUGACAUGUGACAACAUGAGAUGAGACCCCUCGGACGGGAGCGGCCACCCGGCUGCGGAGCCAGCGCUGCCUGAUCCCUGCCCGCUCCCGAGCAUCCCCGCCAACAUGCCACUGACCUGUGCCUCCACCUCACCUCUACACUGCCAUGGCUACUCUAGAGACGCUGCCCGUUCUCAGUGACCCAACUUACCCCAUCCCAGAGAACUUCCACAGUUUUUCUCCCCGGCCAUCCCAACCCAUCUCCCAGAGCACCAUGGGCAGCGUGGGCAGCGGCGUUGCCAAUGACCAGGAGUUUGCCAUGAAGAGCGUGGGGACCCGGACGCAGAGCAGCAGCCGGCAAACGGAGGGGUCUCGCAAUGGGUAUUCCACACGGGAGAUCUCCAACCGCUACUCUGGCGAGGAGAAGACAUACAAGUCGGAGAAGGUCUCCAAUUCCCUCUACAUCAACGGCGACCUGCGCAAGAGCGAGAAGGUGAAGAUGGACAUCUGUGGGAACGUGACCACCAACAAUGAGAAGAACAUGCCGCCACCUCCCCAAUACCGAGAGCCCAGUAACCCACCAAAGAUAUUGCCAAUCUCCGGCAAACUAGACCAGAGCAAUGAGCCCUUAGUUAGACCCUCAGCCUUUAAACCAGUAGUUCCUAAAAACUUCCAUUCCAUGCAGAACCUCUGCCCGCCGCAGAGCAACGGGGUGACAGAGAACAGAAAGAGCUUGAACCAUGCCAACAGCAAUAGCCCGUCCGCACCCAAAAGUGGACUCGACAAGAGCAGCCUUAACAGGACUACAAACCAAGUGGGGGGCCUUUCGGAUUCAGGCCGUAAUUCCUUGACAAGCUUGCCCACCUAUGGGACAGGCUACAGCCAGCAUGUGGGUCCAAUGAGCGCCUCCACCAGCCACAUCAACCGCAUCGGUACAACCUACGUGGACAAGAACAUCGUGGGAUACAACGGGAUAUCUACCUCAGACAGCGGGCGGUCUUCGAGCAAGAGCACCUCUUCGUUCAACAGACUGAACCAUCUCAAUGAAACAAUGCCUUUCCACUCGCCUUCAACGGACGAUAUUAUCCAAGACCUGGAAGACCGGCUGUGGGAGAAGGAGCAGGAGGUCCUCCAGAUGCGAAGGAACUUGGACAAAAGCGAGGCAGCCAUCUUCCAAGUGUUCGAGGAGAAGCAGAAGAUCUGGGAGAGGGAAAUGGAGGACCUGAGGCAAAACUAUGCCAACAAGUUGCAGCAGGUCUCCAAAAAGGCGCAGCGGGCUCAGCAAGCCUUGCAGCUCCAGAUCUUCAAGCUCCAGCAGGAGAAAAAAAAACUCCAAGAUGAUAUGGGACAACUCCUCCAGCAACGAGAGGAACUGGAGAAGAAAUUCGUGGCUUUCAAGAAGGAGCAGGCUGAGUUUCUCCCAAAGAUUGAAGAGACCAAGUGGGAGGUGUGCCAGAAGGCAGGUGAGAUCUCCUUGCUCAAGCAGCAGCUGAAGGACUCCCAAGCAGAUGUGUCCCAGAAACUGAACGAGAUUGUGGGACUGCGGACGCAGCUCAAGGAAGGUAAGAACUUCCUACGGGAGAAGGAGGAGCAGAUCCUCACCCUGAAGGACUCCUACAGCUCCAAGAGCGUCAACCUGGAGAUCUGCGAGAGCGAGCUGCAACGCAAGAUGAGCGAGGUCCAAGUGCUGAGGGAAAAACUGAACCACUGUGAGCUGGAGGUCUCCAGCCUGAAGCGGACACUUGCCAGUGUGGGACCUCCAGGACCUUUUGGUGGGGAUGCUGGGGAGAAGCUGCGGGACCCACUGGCCUGUGAGAGCGAUGAAGCCAAGAUGCAGCGGCAGAGCGAGGACAGCGUCAACACGCUGCGGAAGGAGGUGGAGCGGCUCCAGACGGAGCUGAAGCUGGAGCGGCAGCAGCGGGAGCAGCAAGUGAUGGACUUUGAGGAGGAGCGGCGCACGUGGCAGGAGGAGAAGGAGAAAGUCAUCAAGUACCAGAAGCAGCUGCAACUGAACUACGUGGAGAUGUACCAGAAGAACCAGCUCCUGGAGCACAAAGUGAAUGAGAUGAACACAAAGACCACCAGCCCCCCGCACACCGAGGAGAAGAAACCAUGGACUCCCUCCAGACUCGAGCGAAUAGAGUCCACCGAGAUCUGAGGUGGGACCAAGACAAUACAACCUGAUUUCUGUAUUGCUGUGCAUGUACUACCUACUCAAGCCAGUGAUCUUCCGAAGGAUAAUACGCUACCAUAGGAGCGGUGUGAGUCUGCUCAUACCAAGCUCCACCACCCUUACUCUCUACUUCUGUGCUCUGUAGGUAAAAUAACUGUGGAUGUGCGUUGUUUUUCUAUGGAUAAUGCUACAUCUCCUUUGGGUUUCUUUCCUAGUACAGCUGGUGAGGGUCAGUUGGCUCUUUUGUAAUCUGCCGUGACUGUUACUUUGCUAGAAGCUGCCGUCCCCUCUCCUACAAUUCACGCCUCUUCCGGUUGGUUGUUUCGGAGGGUUGUAGUUGGUAUCUUUGGUUUUUCCAAGCAGCAAAACAGUUCAAAGUGGCAGGUUUUAAUCAGGGCAUUUUUAGCCACAUUGGCUAACGGAGCGAAGCUCUCGGGAUCGUGAGCAAACUCACUGGUCUGCAUCAAGUAUCCUGUCUAGACGGUGGUCUUAGUGAAGUCAGUGCGAGGUUGGCCACUGACUUCAGUGAAACCAGACAUAUCUCUACCAGAUGACUCCCUCUUGCCAGCCCAUGGCUGUCAUGGUUGCAAGAGGUUAGGACAUCCUCGAGAAGCAGGAUGAGCCUGUCCUAGUAACAUAAGCCAACAAGGAAUGAUCACCCAGCAGGAGCCUCUUUGGAGGCUCAGCAGAGCUGCGUUUUCAUUUCAUUGUGGUUUCCUUCUGCAGUUCCACUCCUCUUCUGGGUUGUGCUCCACUCUCAACCCUGGGAGAAUAAAUACGCUCUCACCUCUUCCUUGGUCCCCCUAUUCCUACUACAUAUUCAAGCUGGCUACAGCAAGAAAGAAACUUGGAAAUACAAGCUAGUUUCCCCUCCCAAGAGCCCUUUCACUUCCCAAAGUCAAUGAAAUCGAGGUUUGGAGAAGCCUUCAAACCUGUGGGAUGUUUAUGCAAACUGAAGCUUUAGCAAUUUGCCCCAACAGUGGGCAAUUGUGCUGCCCCAUUCUCAAAUGAGUGAUGCUUUGAUGCACUCUCUUGGUCCAGGGUCUCCUUCAAAACUGCAUCCAAGCCUCACUCAGGAGUUGCAGUGAGCAACAUCAGCAUCACUGCUAGAUCACAAUGAUGUGUUAGCCUUCAGCACAGCCAUUUCAAACAGCAUCCCAUAGCGAUCCCAUGUGGCAUCACACACUCCAGGGACAGAGAUAACACAGGCUUAGCUUAAGGAAAUAUUCAGCUACUAACUCUGAGCAUGAAAGCAGUAAUGAGAAGGGAAAAUGUUUAAGAUCACUCAAGUGCUUAUGCCCUGGCAGAAUAAUAACCAAAUCUCGUAUGCACAGUCACUGGGAAUGGUGCAGGCAUCAAAAACCAGCAUUCAGCUUGAAAAGGUGGGCAAAGUGGGCCUGGUUCUCCCUUUCAUGGACACUUUUUUACUGUGAUUCACAGUGAAGAGUUAAAACUCGUUGCACAGUGGAAUUUGCACUGACUGGUCAGUGGCCAAAGGAUCGACACAAGUGGGAAUUGCAGCUCUUUGUCCUUGGGAGCAGCUAGAAGAACAAAGGUAGAAUUAUCAAUGGGACAUUUUGGAAUGAGGGGACUCCAGGGAGAGUUUGGCCAGAUCACAUUCCAUGUGCGUACCAAGGAAGAACCUCAGGGCAUUGAGGAGCAUCCAAACAAAAGCCCUGAAGCUACACAUUUUCCAUGUUCCCUUCCCCAGUAGCUCCCCCUCUCCAUCACCAGGUCUGAGCUUCCAGCUGGGGAAAAACACUGUUGUGGUGAGCUCCAGACCGAGCAAAGAGGCUGAGCAGGAGAGAGGAGACUUCAGUUAGUCCCAUUAACCACCAGCCAAGGCCAACAGUAUUGCUGGACAGGAACGGUUAGUGGCUGGCAGCCAUCCCUGGAGCUGUAGAGAGUGUAGAUGUAUGAUGAGACCAGGGCAUUUCAAGAUCCCAGUUGAGGGUACCUGUCUUUUCCCACUGCUUCUGCCUUUGGAGCUGGCCCAUCAGCCUGGGAAACACCAGGGCAGCUCAGGCUAAGCCCCUCUUCCAGGAUCAGUCUCCAGGACUAGGUCAGGUCUGACCCCUGAAGGGUGUUAAGAAGUCCCAUUAUGAGUCCUUGCAGAUGCUCCAGUGCUCUUGGACAUCAUCUGCACACCCUAAUGAGGAAGCAGUGCAACUGACUGCUGGUAUCACUCAGCAGCAGAUUUGACCAUGCCAAAGGAGACACCCACAUGUGCUGCACAAACUUAUACACUUGGCCAGGCAAAUCCAAGAGCUUCCCCCAUUUCAUACACUGGGCCUUCCAGAUGGAGCCAAAUAUCUCACAAUGUCAGGGUUGGAGAUCUGCUGUCUUGUGUCAUCUUGGCUUUCUGUGCUUCUCUUUCCACAUCAGACAAAGGCACGUUGUCUUCCUUCACAAAGCAGUUGUGAGGCAUCUGUGCUUGUGAAGGGUUUUGCAGUCCUUGAGCACAAGGUCAGAGCAUGGAGAAAUAGCAAGAGGCUUAGACUCUGAUGUUCAUAUGGUGCUUUUGAGGCCACCACAUGAAAAGCAAACCCCACAGCAAGUGCCCUCCCCACAAGAUGGGUCCAAUAACCUGGUGGGUCAUUUCCACCUUUGCUCCUCCUGGCUCCACUGAUGUUAAGGUUCAUUUCCCUCUAACCAUCACAGAAACCAGUGUCUCAGUUGGUGGUUCAAGAAGACCCAAAGUGAUUGAGUUUGAAGGAUCUGCUGUUGAGGAGGUGUACACUACAAUUCGCUGCUGUGUUAACACUCGAGAAAUGGGCACUAGCAUCACCCUGUGGGAUACCUCCUCAACAGAGCUCCUUCUUUCACAAGCAGGAGAAGCAGGGGCUUGUCUGGCGUCCCCCCAUCCCUGGAUGCAGUCAGCAGCAGCCAGCCAAGCCCUCCAGCCUGCCAGGUUUGCUCCAUCACCUUUUUCUUGCAGUAAUGCCAGGAAUGAGCGUGUCUUGAUGGACCCAGUGAAACCAGGAGGCAAAUGGGUUUGUCUGACUGCUGGAGGGUGCUGGGCUGCCCAGGGACUCAAUGGCCUCACAGUGCAUCCAUCAGGGACUGCCGAGCUCCUUGGGAUGGAGCAGGAGUGGCAAGGAGAGAUUUUUCACCCUGGAGGAGGAGAUGUACCCUCCCUUCACCUUCUUCUUCACUACAUUAGUAUGAUCUAGUGUUCUGAUCCGGACCUGAGCAACCUCGAUUGUGGCCAUUCCCUGGAUGACAGAAAGCUUUGUAGACACCCAUUAAGAUGUUUGUGCUGCUGAUGGUGGUUUCCCCUGUUUUGGGUAUUAGCCAAACAUACCUCAAGCACUCAGCUGCCCUACAGCAAACACCCUCCUAUGCUGCAGUGACAUAAAAUACUGAUGGUUUUGGCAAGUGCCCCAGCCAAACUGCCAUGAAGGAUUCCACAGGAACCCUCCCCACAACUGGAUGCACUUCUCCCCAUCACGUCCCCUCCCCUGUGUUAGCACUGUGUCACCACAUGGUGAUAACCAGCCUCUCUUGGAGGUGACUGCCCUUUGCUCAGCAGAUAUGGAGCAAAAUGAUGGAGGGACAUCCAGGUUCCUGUUGUUUGGUGCAGGUGGGAGCUCCCCUGGCCCUUUCCAGGUCUUAACACUUUUACUCACUGACUGGAUGAAGUCUCCCAUCACAAACUAGGUCUGUGUUGAGCCCCUGGGGUCUUAGCCUUGAAGUAAGAUAGCCAAGGGGUGCCAGACUGGUGUUUUGAUGCCAUAUCAUGGGAAUGGCCAAGGGGGCUGAUAUCUUGUCUCUUGGAGACUCAGGCAGGGCUGAUAAAAUGUUUGUGUCUCAUGAAACUCAACCCAGAGUUUGGGUUGGCCAUCACCCAGCCUUCUCCUCCACCUUUGCUCAGCCAGCUCUGGAGCUGAUGGGAUUCAGUGUGACAUACUGGCUCAUGCUUAAUUCUGCCCUCAAAAUCUUGCACAUGGUUAGCAUCUCACCUGAAACAAGAAGUCAUCUCUAACUUGCCAGCAAAAGCUGUGGUCACAAUGAUCUCAGGUCAGUUGCUCACACAGGGGGUCCAGAGACAUUAGAGAUGCUCUGGGAUACCCAAUACAUGGGGCUGCCCCAGAUGAUCCAAGAUCUAUGGGAGAGUCAGGCCAGUGGUGGGAAGACCUGGAGCAUCUCUUGUGGCACAUCACCCAGUGCGGGCAACUGACUUGUGCUCCAGGCAUGAGCAAAUAGAGGAUUUAAUCAGCUCCAGCAAUUUCCAUCCAUGAGGAUUUGGGCUGAGCAGGUCAUCCUGGUGCCAGGGAAGGUCUAAGCAGCCCCUUUUCCCCCUUGCUGUGAGCAGGGCUGCUUUGCUCCACCAUCAUGUCGAGGUGGGUUGCUGUUGCUCUAAGAUGCCAAGCCAGCACUCCCGUCUCACCCUGAGGGUGAACGCCGCCACCAUCGCACGUUGUUGUGCUUCACACAGUCCCACUUAGCUUCUGCCACUGUCUCGUGGCAGCACCAUUCCUGCUGUCGCUGGCAUCCUGCCGGAGCGAGAUCACCUCCCGAGCUUCCACACUCAAGAUAGGAAUCGAGUUGUUGCUCUUAUGCUGCUACGUUCUACAGAGACAAGUGUAUUUGGAUGUAAAUAACAGCCCAGCUCUGUAUUUGCAACGAUUAAAUGAAGAGACAAGAAAGUUCUCUGGCUUCUAUAUUGCUGAAUGGGAUGCACAGUAGCAGCUGAUGCUGUAUUUGAGUGCUGAGUGCUACAUGGAGGUGCUCAGCACCCCCUGAGCUUUUGCUGGCUGCAAUGCAAAUGGGGGGGCUCAUCUUCCAGGAAGGCAAUCCACUUGGAAUUGACUCUAACAAAGCAUCCUGGUGUCACUCUGUCCUGCUUUGAUGCUUGCUGUCAUCCUGAGCUGAGAUUUGAUAGUCCCCUGGUUAAAACUGGAGUCCCCUCUGCCUAUCCCUGUGUUGCACCAAACCCCUUGCAGACAGUGUCUCCUUUGAGCCCUGCUGCCCAUGAGCUCUGCCCAUGGGAAGGACCAACCCACCCCACUCCUGCCCCUUGCAGUGGCACUUUAUGGCUUGCUCAACACAGCGAGCUCAUGAGCAACAUGACCAAAGAUCUCCAGAAGGCAUUGGGAUUGCACGUGUGGAGCUGCCUCCUGGUUUUCCAGAGGAAGGAUGAGGCUGAUGUGGGCUGGAAAAGGGGAAUGAGAACUGGCAGGAGACAAGUAAGGGCUUGGCUUUCCCUGUGUCCCACCUGGGAAUGUUUGCAGGUCCAUGUGCUAGAUAGAAGUUCCUGUGUGAGCUGAUUGUCCCCAGUUGGUUAGACCAAUAUGCUCCAUGGCUGUGCCAACUAGCUCCAUGCACUGCCCAAAGAGAGUGUGGACCAGAGGCUGUUUCUAGGAGGCAGGAUGGAUGCAAUUCCCACUUUUUUUUCAUGAGGAGAAGGGAGGAUGCAUGCCAAGCAAUUACACUUGUCUUCAGGGCAACAGGUCUCCUCUAGUUUAGUAGCAGAUGUUACAGGGUCCAGUCAAGGGCUUGUGCUGGCUCAGUGGGAUGUGGCCAGGAACAUGUGCAUCCUGAGAGCUGGUGGCCCUGCUGGCUGCCCCCUUGGUGUCCUCUCCCAGCUCACCCCAGGGCACCCUCAGCACCCUCCUUACCAGGGAACCAUCUUCUGAGGUGAAGGGACCAUGGUCUUUGCUUCUCCUGCUUAGGGUUCUAAAGGCAUCUCUGCCCACCUUAGCUCCCUGAAGGCUCCUGAACCUGGUCCCAGGGGGAGAUCUGUGCUCAUCCAGCCACAGUGCUCCUGUGGAUGGAUGCUCGGAUGGGUCUGGGCCUUGGGCACAUGCCCAUCCACCUUGUCUCUGCUUCCCAGCUAUGCUAAGCUUCUCCACUCCUUCCAUACCAUGAAAGCCUGCUGAUGCGCAGUGACAGCCCUCACUCCUGUCCUGGAUGGGAGCAGGUCCAACUUGCCAUUAUUUUAACCCAACCCCUCAAUCUAAGCCUUGAAAGCCACUUUACAGAGUCACUUUUCAUCCAGACCCCUUGCUAAAGACCUGCUCAUCAUGUUGCCUUUGCCCUGCUAGUCCUCUGCCCCAGCUCUCCUGCCUCCUUUCAGACCAUCACCAUCCCUGUUGUCCCAGGAGCAGUCAGUGCCUCUCCCAGACACAUCUGAACAAGCUGGAGCUGAAGGCAAAGCCUCUACUGAUAAUGGUGUGUCCCAACCCUGACCUCAGCAGAGCUUUCUAGACCACUGAUCCUCACCUCUUCUCUCAUGUCAUUCCCAUUCCCAGCUAAAUCGGCUCUGCUUUACUUCCAAGAUCAAUCUUGCUACUUGCUGAAGGACAUCUCCAUGGCUUGAAACCACUUGGGAUCAUUGCAUGGGGCUUCACACCAUCGCAACAGCACAGCCAGCCAGCUCUGGGGCUUCCCUGGUCCUUCCCCCCUCUGGAAAGACAGGGAUGUGAGGGGUGUAUGAGCAUCCCUGCUCUGCAGGGGCACACAGCACCCAGUGUAUCAAGGGGUUGGGAUCACAUCCAGCUGUUCGCAGUUGUUUGCUUCCCAAAAGGAUGUUCCAUGCUGGCAACACCAGACAUGAGCUUUUGCAUGUUCAGGAUAAGCCUCCUCACUGGUUCUCCUGAUGAAGGGGAUGGUGUCAGGUCUGGAGCCUGGGACAAGCUCUGGCACACAGGGUUGUGUCUUCACAGCUCUUCCACAGAUGUGUUUCCUCAGGCAGAAGGUCUCCGCUUUCUGUCACAAAGCAAUAGGUUUUUCUAGAGGGAUUCUAAAGGGACUAUUCCCAACUCUGAUACCUGCAGGCAAACCAAUGUUCUUUUGAAUACCUUCAUAGCUCUAGCCCUGGGCUCUCCUUGGGAAAGGGGUGCAAAGUCCAAUCUGGCUCCAAAUAAUCACCAAUGGUUUGAGCUUGGUGGUCCCCAUUCUUCCGGAGAGCCCAAAGCUGCCCAUAUCCAGCAGGCCACCAGUCUGGGUCCACAGGAGGUGUGCUCCAUCCCCCUCCGGUGCCCAUCCCAUUACUGUUACUGGGUCUUCUCCAUUAGCUCACCCAUGUGGGAGCCGCUGGGUCCCCUGGGGUGUCUGAGCACCCAGUUACAUUUGGUGACAACCAGACACCAGCGGGAGACCAUGGCAUUGGCUCUGCCAUUCCUGAGAGCCAGGCUGUCCUCUCUCGGAGGAGAAGAUCCCCUUUCCCAUUCAGGUGGCACUUGGGUUCCCUUCCAGCGGCUGCAGGGAGCAACACACAUGCAGGCAGAGCUCCACCACCGGUGCCAAAAGCGUUCCACCACCGGUGCAAUGAAAUGCUGCACAACCGGCCAAUGUGUCUAUGCAGUCCCUUUCCACGCAGCGGUGUCCCCGCAGAGCCCAGCCCAGGGCUGGAGCUCCUCCAAGGUGUCUUCGUUUGCACUCACUCGGACCUGGUAAUCGCUGUGAGCCGAGAGGAAACCCUCUUGGUCUUUGCCUUGCCCCAGGCAGUACGCUUGUGAGGGUUUCCUCCUCCUAAACCGAUGCACGUCACUUAGUCACCCGUCUUCUGCGUCUGUUCUUCAGCAGGUCAGUAGGUGUCCAUCCCCAAAACCCAGCUCCCUGAUGGGAGAACGUCAGGUUGGGCCACCCAGGGCCCCCCGAGCAAGCCUGCUGUCUGAUUUCACCAGCAAUAAAAGCCCCACGGAGGAGCAGGCAGAGCUCUCCAUUGCUGCUCCACCACCGGGUGAGCUGCAGGCUGUGUCUGUGUGUAGGACCUUCCGCAUUAGACCCUUGGUCCAACUACUUUGGACCUACCCAACUGUAAAUUCAAGCCCAGCCUUGUGCUUUCUUUCCUCUUGUCCGUUUCUUGACGCCUUUGGUCUCUCUUUCUGCUCUUACUGUGAAUUCCAAACCAGAAGUGUUCUGAUCUAGACUCUGUUACUGUUUUGUUUCUGCGUUGACUGUUGCUGGGUCUCCGAACUGCGUUUAAUGAGACUUUGCAAAAAGAAAUGAAGAUAAAAACAAUAAAAAGAAUAUAAAUAUAUAUAUAUACUUUAAAAAUUAAAUAUUUAAAAGAGGUUCAUAAAGUUGGGUGUCUCUCCUAUCCACUGGUCACUUCCAAACACCGUUGUCUUGACUUCACCUCUGGUGUUUAAAGAAAAGAGGUUGAUAAAGAAAAGGGAUCAAAACGCAGCGUUCCGGGAUUUUUGUACAGCAAAGGUGUAUCUGUUUUGGGAAUUCUCGUGAAAACCACCCCACAUCUCCCCAUCUACUGCUGGUCUGUUGUAUGUUUCCAUUGGGUUCUCAAGGUGUGAAGAGCUACUGCCUUUGCGAUUUUCUACGGUGAAUAUAUAUCUGUACAGAGGUAUGUAUAUAUAUAAAUAUAUACGAAGAUCUAUAUGUAUACGUAUCUCUCCUCUCUCCACCUGACUGUGAAGGAUUUUUAUUGGGCAAAAUAAACUGGAGAAAGGCCCCAUUUUAAAAA
Molecule: messenger RNA, 10634 nt
Organism: Strigops habroptila (Kakapo)
Lineage: Eukaryota; Metazoa; Chordata; Aves; Psittaciformes; Psittacidae
Gene: LZTS3
Product: leucine zipper tumor suppressor family member 3
Exons: 4
Coding region: 200-2191 (663 amino acids)
Biological process (GO): regulation of dendritic spine morphogenesis
Cellular component (GO): dendritic spine
Source: RefSeq, a predicted model, not a curated record